AUUGCCUUCAAUUAACAAUAACACUUAAUAAUAAUGACUUUAUACUUUAGCAUAAUUUUCGAACGAACGAUAAGAUAUAACUUUUUCUUAUAAAGAAGUUCUGAAUAAGUCAAACGAACGUCAGUUUGUCAAAAUACUUUUUACACGAGUUUUAAUUUUAUUCGCAAAAUAAAGAUACUAUUUCCAAAAAACUUAAUAUUUUUAAAUUGUGUUGCAUUUUCUCUUUAAGAUAUUAUGAUGAUGCUGUUACAUGUAUUUCUAUCGUUGUUCUUCAUCGGAGGUGUUUUCGGAGAACUAAGCCAACUAUAUGGAAACAACGCUGUGUCAACUCCUCAGAGAAUUUUUAACAGUUUAUAUAAUUUUCAAUCUAAAUCAUCUCUUGAAAAAGGAUUAUUUGAUCAAGAAGAUCCGGAAAACAUAACAUCUACUGACAUGAGCGAUAUGGACAACCGUUCUAAAUUAAAGCAACUAGAUGAGGUACUAUAUAUAAUGUCUAUUAAAAUGUUGAAGACAAUAUGCAUCGAUGAAAUCUUAGAAAAAUCUCAUUUAUUGAAUGAGAAAUAUUAUUGGAUUCAAGAUAUAGUAUGCUAUGUUAGCAACAUAUUAAUGAACAACGCGAUUUUGAAUUAAGAAAAUCAGGAAGGAAAAUAGCUGUGCAAGUUACAAAUAAAUAUUUUAUAACAUUAAGAAUUAUAAUAUAAACUAAAUAUAAACUAAAUAUUUUCAAGUAAUAAUCUUAUAAUUCGUAAAAUUUUGUUUCAGAUCUAAUGAAUGAAGUAUAAUUGUCUUGCGCAAUAGAGUUGUUUAUCUUUAUCUAUUUUUAACAUUAUAAUAUAUUAUUAUUAAGUGUUCAUAUAUAUAAAAAAGAUAUAUAUUAUUGUAACAUUUUUAUCAAUUUGAAGAUUAUUAUUUCUUUCUAAUUAUGCUAAAUAAUUUAUAUAAAAAUUUUAACUUAUGUAUACUAACAAAAUCAUUCUACAGUUAAAGUAAAUAAAUUAUAUAUGUGUUAAA
Molecule: messenger RNA, 1011 nt
Organism: Cataglyphis hispanica
Lineage: Eukaryota; Metazoa; Arthropoda; Insecta; Hymenoptera; Formicidae
Exons: 5
Coding region: 235-630 (131 amino acids)
Source: RefSeq, a predicted model, not a curated record